Molecule: messenger RNA, 3503 nt
Organism: Amphibalanus amphitrite
Lineage: Eukaryota; Metazoa; Arthropoda; Thecostraca; Balanomorpha; Balanidae
Product: metal cation symporter ZIP14-like
Exons: 7
Coding region: 204-1682 (492 amino acids)
Biological process (GO): zinc ion import across plasma membrane; intracellular zinc ion homeostasis
Cellular component (GO): membrane
Molecular function (GO): zinc ion transmembrane transporter activity
Source: RefSeq, a predicted model, not a curated record
AGGUUUAUGCCGUUGUGAACCCGGCUAAUGACAUGCAAGAAUACAGCAUUUAUCUUGCUAUUAUUCUCAUUAAGUGGUAUCCUCAGUACCACAACAGAUACCUAUAGCAUUGUUGUACUUUACCUUCACUACAUUUGAUAACAAUUCACAAUUUUUAAACGUCAAGAAUACAAAAACUGAAGCAACAGAUUGUCCGUCUCGCCAUGACGUUUCGGCGGUCGCCACCGCUGCUGGGACAUUCACCACUUCUGCUGGUGCUGCUAUUGCUCCCUCUGUCCAGUCAGCUGGCUGCCUCAUCCGACCCUCUCCCGUCCGACCUCGCCGGCCUGUCCGAGCUGUUGACGGCACGGUACGCCCCCAACUCUACCUGGACAGAGUCGGCCGUGACGCGUCUGGCGACCGCCGUCCAGCGUGCUGUCACCUGUGACGCUGCGUCCUGCGGCUCCCCGCCCACCGGCUGUGUGCCGGCGCAGAGCCUGUUGGACGGACUCGGACCCGAGGCGGUCACCCUGGAGCGGCUAUGUCCGGUGGUGUUACACCAGGCGCAGCAGCCGGGAUGUCUGGCGCGGCUGGCGAAGCGCGAGGCGCCCGCCAAGCGCAGCCGUCCGUCGCCGGCGGAGGUCUGGGGAUAUGGUGUGCUGUUCGUCACCGUCAUCAGCUUGUCGUCCAUCUUUGCCGUGCUGCUGCUGCCGCUGCUGGGGCGCGUCAACUUUGAGCGGCUGAUGCCGGGCCUGAUCGGACUGGCGGUCGGUUCGCUGUCGUCCAGUGCGCUCUUCCAUCUCAUACCGCAGGCGUUUGGAAUGGUGGUAGAGGGUGCCGGCCACGGGUACCUGAACACGUCACUCUGUGUGCUGGCCGGAGCCUGGUUCUUCUUCAUGAUAGAGAGGCUGAUGAAGAUAACGCUCGACUUCAAAAAGCGCCGGUCGUCUGCUGAUGGGGACGAACCUCGCCUGGACUCAGUACUGGAGUCGCCCGGGACGCGCGGGCCGUGCAGCAGUCCUUCCAGCAGCACUGUGGGCGACCCGUCCACCGGCUGUGGCGGUGUGGUGCUGCCCAGCUCCCGGGACGUCAAAGCCACGCACCUGGAGCCCGUGAGGGCCAUGUUCGGACAGGUUGAGGAGAAACCCCACAGCCACCACCACCACGACCACGAGCUGGCGCUGCGCCGCGGCUCAGGGGUCGCCAGCGAGAUCGCCAUCGUCGCCUGGAUGAUCAUCUUCGGCGACGGCUUCCACAACUUCCUCGACGGCCUGAGCAUCGGCGCCGCCUUCAGCGAGAACAUCCUGACCGGCAUCAGCAUCAGCCUGGCCGUCCUCUGCGAGGAGCUGCCGCACGAGCUCGGUGACUUCGCCGUGCUUCUGGACGCCGGCAUGACGGUACGUCAGGCGGUGGUGUACAACUUCCUCUCGGCGUGCACCUGCUACCUUGGCCUGGUGCUCGGGGUACUGAUCGGCGACUUCACAGAGUCGACCAGCUUCGUGUUCGCCCUGGCAGCCGGCAUGUUCCUCUACAUAGCGCUGGUGGAUAUGGUGCCUGAGAUGAACGAGGCGGCCGAGAAGGCCAGCUCUAUCAGCGUCUACCGCGGCCUGCGCGUGCUGCUCGCCCAGAACAUCGGCAUCCUACUGGGCGUGUUCUCCCUGUUCGCUCUCGCCUACUUCUCAGACAGCCUGACGAUCGGCUGACCGCGGUGGGAACACGGCUUUAGCAAUACGUCUCGGUGUGGAGGCAGCUUUAGUGGCACCGCCGGUGCCAGGCCGCGGCAGGCGGUCCUCUUCCCUGGCUGCCAAGCAGCCGAGGUUGUGAGUUACAUGAGUUAAGACUUAAAUGUCUCACAUGACUGAGUUACUUAUAGCAGCCGUAAUGGUCACGUGUUUGUCGUGGGUCCAAUAGCAGAUCUAAGGGUUGAUCUGGCAUUUCUAUGUACUUAUCUUUGAAUCCAGUUUACAUUUCUGUAUUAGUUUUUACCUUGUCACUUAUUGAAGGAACUUAUUGAGAUUUUACCAAGCACGACAUUUCAAUAGUAUUAAUGGAUGUUGAGAUUUCCCGACGUACUUAAUAGCGUGUUCCCGAUUCCCAUGUUUACAUGAGGAACUAUGCGUCGAAUCUUCCACAGACUUACAACUGUAACAUAUUGUUACUGUAAUAUUUGUUAUGCAGCAAGAUGGCAUGCCUUAGACUGCUACCUUACCCUGUGUAAUUGUUGGCACCAUAUUCAUCAUUGCGAAGUCAUUUCAAUAUCCAUUUGUUAUCCGUAGAGUACAAGUAAUGGUUCAAAAUAGCACCGAUUUCCAUUUUCAAACGUUGUUAAGGCCGGCUAUUAAAACCAUAUCAUGUGGCCUGAAGCCAGGUGUCUCACCUCACGGUGGCUAUAAAAAAAUGUUUGAAAUUUCGGCACUGACUCGAGAAUAUUCCCUAUUGAGUACUUAGGUUUGUGCUGAGUGCAGUUUUUCCACCAGCCUCCAUUGAACCCACAUCGGUGGGGCGCCUCAGAGUUGUUCUUCCACGAGUGUGCUGGUUUUGGGCAGUUGCCUAACCGUCCCACUGCCUAGCGGACUGUUCCCUGUAGGCUAGACGGCCUGGUGCUGUGGCAGGCGACCGGUGUCUGCCAGCCACGCUAUUUGGACAGUAGGGCCCCAGCACUGAACAGGGUCAGGUCGAAAUGUUUUCAUUGUCAGAAUAUGACGUCAAAGUCUGUCGUGAAAUCAGCUAGGCCUAGCCUCUUAGAGGAAUAAAUAUGAAUAUUGUAAUUAACAGGCAUUUAUCUUAUAUCUCUGAUAUCUCUUAUAUCUGGUAUCAAUGACAUUGAACGCAUGAAUUCCGAAAUCCAAUUGUUUUCAAUGGGCAGAUCGACGAAGCCAGAGGCAACGCUCAGCAUAGCUUGUCGUGUAGACCCUUUCCGAUCGGGAAAAUUCGUUCAUGAAAAAGUCAAACUUGCAUCCAUCAAUUUUGUCGUUGGUUAGCGUCGUGUUGUUCCAGACUAGCCUUGUUUAAUAACGAUAAUGUAACUUUUGUACCGUCGUGGAAUGAUGUGUGUCUGAUGGGUAGCUUGCCGCUACACUGUUAUUCGGAGUUGAUGCUGAUUGACUGGAUGAGAUUUUCACGGGGAAAUGUGGCAGCUCCCGCCUACCUUUGAGUUGCAUGUUGUAUGGCAGUAGGCAAAUCAUGAAGUCUGCACAGUGCAGAUUAUGUGUGAAUAGUUUGUGCUGCUGCAACGUAUGUUUUUUCGCCCUGUGGCCAGUUUUGUAAGAUUAUGUGACGUGAGUGAUUGCGUUACGGGUAUGCAGCUGGCCGUCGCGUGGAAUUUCAUAUUAUUUAUACGCGUAUUUGUGACACUGAAGUUCUCCUCUGUUGUGUUCGGAGUUAUGUAUAUUUGCUCUGUUGGUUUUAGCAGCGCGGUAUAGGAAAAGACGCGUCCUGGGUCUGAAUGACGGAUCUGAACCAAUAUGCACGGUGCAGUGAAGCCUGUGUUGACAUCACCCGAGCUUGUUUGUGCUAAAACGUUU